GCUCUAGCCACCACAAUGACGCAAGCAGUGACCAAUGAAACAUACAACUAUUGCUACGAUGAAGAGGAGUAUAUGAAUCAAGAGGAAGAAUGGGAUCGGGACAUGCUUUUGGAUCCAGCAUGGGAAAAGCAGCAGAGAAAGACAUUUACAGCCUGGUGCAAUUCACAUCUAAGGAAAGCAGGAACAAUGAUUGAGAACAUUGAAGAAGAUUUCAGAAAUGGCCUAAAGCUGAUGCUUCUUUUAGAAGUAAUAUCAGGGGAGCGGCUGCCGAAACCAGACAGAGGAAAGAUGCGUUUCCAUAAAAUUGCCAAUGUCAACAAAGCUUUGGACUUCAUUGCCAGCAAAGGAGUAAAACUAGUAUCAAUUGGAGCAGAAGAAAUUGUUGAUGGGAAUGUAAAGAUGACACUGGGCAUGAUCUGGACCAUAAUCCUUCGCUUUGCUAUUCAGGACAUAUCUGUAGAAGAAACCUCUGCCAAAGAAGGUUUGCUAUUAUGGUGCCAGCGGAAGACUGCUCCGUAUCGCAAUGUGAACAUUCAGAAUUUCCACACAAGCUGGAAAGAUGGUCUUGGGCUGUGUGCCCUUAUUCACAGACAUCGGCCUGACCUCAUUGACUACUCCAAACUAAAUAAGGAUGAUGCUGUUGGGAACAUUAACCUAGCUAUGGAUGUGGCAGAAAAAUACCUGGAUAUUCCGAAGAUGUUGGAUGCAGAAGAUAUUGUCAGUACUGCCAAACCAGAUGAAAGAGCUAUUAUGACUUAUGUGUCGUGCUUUUACCAUGCAUUCGCUGGAGCUGAACAGGCAGAAACAGCUGCUAAUCGAAUCUGUAAAGUCCUGGCCGUGAAUCAAGAAAAUGAAAGAAUGAUGGAAGAGUAUGAGCGACUUGCAAGUGAGCUACUAGAAUGGAUUCGACGGACUAUUCCCUGGUUGGAAAACCGCACAUCCGAGAAGACCAUGCAAGCCAUGCUGAAGAAACUGGAGGAUUUCAGAGAUUAUCGUCGCAAACACAAGCCACCAAGGGUGCAGGAGAAAUGUCAGCUAGAGAUCAACUUUAAUACCUUACAGACAAAACUAAGGAUAAGCAACAGACCAGCAUUCAUGCCAUCCGAGGGAAAGAUGGUUUCCGAUAUUGCAAAUGCCUGGCAAAGGCUGGAGCAGGGUGAAAAGGGAUAUGAAGAGUGGCUGCUGACUGAGCUGAGACGACUUGAAAGAGUGGAACACUUGGCUGAAAAAUUUAGGCAAAAAGCCUCUUUGCAUGAAUCCUGGACUGCUGGGAAAGAGCAACUGCUGUUACAGAAGGACUAUGAGACGGCAUCUCUAACAGAAGUGCGCGCCCUGCUGAGGAAACAUGAGGCGUUUGAGAGCGAGCUGGCUGCACGCCAGGACCGGGUAGAACAGAUUGCUGCCAUUGCACAGGAGCUCAAUGAGCUUGAUUAUUAUGAUGCAGCUAGAAUUAAUGAACGAUGUCAGAAGAUUUGUGACCAAUGGGAUCGCCUCGGAACCUUAACACAGAAAAGAAGGGAAGCCCUUGAGCGAACUGAGAAGCUCUUAGAGACAGUUGACCAACUGCAUUUAGAAUUCAUUAAGAGAGCUGGACCUUUUAACAUCUGGAUGGAGGGAGCGAUGGAAGAUCUACAGGACAUGUUCAUUGUGCACAAUGUGGAAGAAAUUCAGAAAUUGAUCACAGCCCAUGAACAAUUUAAAGCCACACUGCCCGAAGCAGACAGUGAACGACAGGCUAUACUGGGCAUCCAAAAUGAAGUGGAAAAAGUGAUUCAGAGCUAUAACAUAAAGAUAUCUUCUCACAAUCCUUACAGCUCCAUCACACUGGAUGAGAUUCGUACCAAGUGGGAAAAGGUGAAACAGCUGGUGCCCAUAAGAGAUCAGACAUUACAAGAAGAGUUGGCGCGUCAACAGAAUAAUGAACGUUUGCGCAGACAGUUUGCUGGACAAGCCAAUGUUAUAGGCCCUUGGAUACAAAAACAGAUGGAGGAAAUUGGACGCAGCUGCAUUGACUUUACAGGCACCCUGGAAGAUCAGAUGAACAGUCUGAAGAUGCUUGAACACAACAUUGUAAAUUACAAGCACAAUGUAGACAAGCUGGAAGGUGAUCACCAGAUGAUCCAGGAAUCCCUCAUAUUUGAUAACAAGCACACCAAUUAUUCCAUGGAGCACAUCCGUGUGGGCUGGGAGCUAAUGCUAACUACAGUAGCUAGAACCAUCAACGAGGUUGAAACCCAGAUCCUUACACGUGAUGCUAAAGGUAUCACCCAGGAGCAAAUCAAUGUAUUCCGGUCUUCAUUUAACCACUUUGACAAGAAGAAGAAUGGACUGAUGGAACAUGAUGACUUCAGAGCGUGUUUAAUUUCAAUGGGUUAUGAUCUGGGAGAAGCAGAAUUUGCUCGGAUUAUGGCACUUGUGGAUCCCAGUGGAAUAGGAACCAUCUCUUUUCAGUCUUUUAUUGAUUUCAUGACCAGGGAGACUGCAGAAACGGACACCUCCGAGCAGGUUAUUGCUGCCUUCAGGAUCCUUGCUGCUGACAAGCCCUAUAUAUUACCAGAAGAACUCCGCAGGGAACUCCCUCCGGAACAAGCUCAAUACUGCUUAUCCAAAAUGCCCACUUACACCGGCCCUGGGGCUGUCCCUGGAGCACUUGACUUUACAUGUUUUUCCUCAGCGUUAUAUGGAGAAAGUGAUCUGUAGCUGGCCCUUGAGUAACAAAGAAUAGAGAAUAAAGCUUACAGGCAUGCAUUGAGCCCUGCCUGACAUGUGCUUUACAAAUAUUAGAACUUAGAGGUGCUGUGACACAAUCAUUCUUUGAUUAAAUUUAUAUCUAAAGCAAUCACUAUCUAAAGAAGUACUUUUGUUUUUAUUUAUGGUUUUCUUUUCCAUAGAAAGAAUUGCUAAAAUUAAAAUUUAAAACUUUUGUUGAUGUUUUCUGUCUUACUGUCUAUCCAGGUGAAGUUUUAAUAUGCAUAAUAAAGGCACCACAGCCAACCAUGGGUAAUCUUGUACCAUAUCUCCUUAGGUUACACACAAAACUAGAUGAGGCUUUGGGCACAAUACAGGCCCUGUGUGUUCGCUCUCAGUCCUGACCUGAUGUUCAAAGUUGAAACCAGUUAAAACGUUUAUUGCUAUGGCCAGGAGCAGGGGUGCAAGUGCUUCCUAGAUGAGCACUAAGGGCACACACUUGCAACCCCCAGGGCCUAUUACGUUAUAGGUUUCUGUACCAGCCCAAGGUGACCACAUCCUUUUAGCAGGGAAGAUCUGUGCCUCAAAAACCCUCCCAGUAGCCCCCCAUCUUCUCUUCUGCUGAUUCACUGCCCAUGCUCUGUGCUGCUGAGCUUAGGGACCGACACACAAAAUAUGUUUAUAGAGAAUAUAAAAGUUACAAUAUAAGGCUGAUAAGUAAUUAAUUUGGAGUCUCAUUAAAUGGCAUGAAAACCAGUGCAAUUUGUAUUACAAUUAAAUAAUCAGCCCUGUAGCAUCAGCUUAUAUUACAGGCCGUCAUUUUCUGUUUGAUAAUUCAUGAUAUCCCCUCAGCUUAUCACCAGCUGCUCAGAGAACACUGAGCAUGAUUAGUGUUACUGACACUUCUAACAAAAGAAGUUUAUCAACAAUGGUCUGAAUUAUUACUGGUAUACAGAUGAUGACACAGUAAGUUUCGUAAAUAAAAAAUGGCAUUUGUGCACACAUUAGCAGAAGUUGCUACUGGACACUGCUACAGAUACAGCUUUCUCUUGCAGUAACAGGCAGCAUGUGUUCUAAAUGUAUUGAGCUCUAUUAGAGUACUUGCUAAAAAAUCCUGGGGUUUUUGUUCCUUUACACCAAAAUCCUAGUCAGAAGCCUUAGAAGUAGAAGCCUUCGGAGACCCCCCCUCCAGGUGGUGGUAUAUUGUAUCGCCCAUGCAGAGAGAAGGGUGCAUAGAUAAUGAUUUAUGUUACACUACUGAAAUGCAAGAGUGGAUGCAAUCAACACAGUAGAUUAUGGUUAUGAAAAAGGAGCCAUCUCUGUUGUACAUCAGCAUCUCCAUCCUUAGAGAACGCAUAUUGACUUAGUACAUGCUUGUUGCAGUGUUUUCUGGGACUCCAUGGGGAUCAUAUUGAUUUAAUAAAGUUCCCUUCUUGAAA
Molecule: messenger RNA, 4127 nt
Organism: Xenopus tropicalis (tropical clawed frog)
Lineage: Eukaryota; Metazoa; Chordata; Amphibia; Anura; Pipidae
Gene: actn2
Product: actinin alpha 2
Exons: 21
Coding region: 16-2700 (894 amino acids)
Cellular component (GO): cytoplasm
Molecular function (GO): calcium ion binding
Source: RefSeq, a predicted model, not a curated record